AUGGUAAUGCUAUUCCCUAUAUCCACCGCGAUCACAACUCCAUCCCCUUGGUCCUCCGCCGCCAAUGCCGUUACGCUGUUCCCAGGGGACAGCCGUAUUCACCACCUCCCCCGCUCCCACUCCAGCGCCGCUCCCCCGUCCCACCAAAUGCCAGACCGAGAUCCCCCUGGUUGGGCCGCCCUGAUACGGCGGCGCGCCCGCGACGGCCGGCCUGCCGAGGCCCUCGCGCUUUUUCGGGAGAUGGUCGUCGACCACCGUCACAAGCCGGACGACCUGUCCAUCACCGUCGUCCUCGGCUGCUGCGCCUUGCUAGGCGCCGUCGGGUCCGGGAAGGAGGUGCAUGGUUUCAUGGUCCGAGACACCGGAGAUAAAGCUCGCACCGCCGCCUCCGAGAGCUCGCUUGUUGGGUUCUACGCCAAGUGUGGGCUCCUCUCAAGAGCCCGAGAGGUGUUCGACCAUAUGCCCGAGAGGGACGUAGUUUCAUGGACCAUCAUGCUGCUGGCCUAUGUCGAUCAAGAGGAGUGCCAAAGGGAUAUGUAUGCUUUGUUUGUGGAGAUGUUAUAUGGUGGUAUCCUGCCGAAUGGACAUACUUUCACGGUGGUACUGAGUCGGGCUACGCUGGAGCAAGGAGAGCAGCUCCAUGCCCACAUUGUAAAGGGGAGUUGGGACUCGGAUGCAUUUGUUGGCAGUUCACUGGUUGAUUUAUAUGCUAAAAAUGGAAACUUGGGUGGUGCCCAGUUGGUUUUUCAUAGAAUCGAGCACAAGGACGUGGUGUGCUAUAAUAGCUUGAUAUCGGGUUAUGGUAGAGUGGGGUUCGUAGGCGGCUUGAUCUCUCUGUUUGAGGAAAUACUUUUGGUGGGGUUAGUGCCGAACCAGUCUAGUUUUGUUGCGUUGCUUAGUGGGUGUGCUGAUUCUGGAUUUAUGAGUUCAUCUAAGCAAUUCCAUGCUCAAAUUAUAGUGAGGGGGUUGGAAUCUAGUCAAAUGAUUCAAGGAAUCAUUGUUGAUAUGUAUGCAAAGUGUGGAGAUCUGGAAUUAGCCCGUGUUGCCUUCGAUAGAAUUGGCAUUACAAAGAAUGUUGUUGUGUGGAAUUCAAUGAUCAAUGGAUAUGCGAAGCAUGGCCACACAGAGGAGGCUCUUCAAGUCUUUAGUUUGAUGGAGUUGGCUGGGGUUCACCCAGAUUACAUUACUUUCAUAUGCCUUCUAUCUGCUUGCAGCCACUCUGGGUUGGUUGAUGAGGGUUGGAGAUUGUUUUGUUUGAUGGGCAAGGUCUAUGGAAUAUCAGCUCAAAACGAACAUUAUUGCUGCAUGGUUGAUCUCUUGGGGCGGGCAGGGAUGGUACAUGAGGCCUAUGAGUUUAUUUUAAGCAGUAAGUGUGAAUUCCGAUCUUCAGUAUGGGGAGCUCUACUGAGUGCUUGUAGAUUCUUGAAGGAUGUUAAGAUAGGAGAGAUUGCUGCACGGAGACUGUUUGAGUUAGAGCCUACAUGCUCAGGAUCAUAUGUUGGAUUAGCUAGUAUCUAUGCAGCAAUGGGACAGUGGGGUGAUGCUGCUGUGGUCAGAGAACUCAUGGAUGGUAGAGGAAUAAAGAAAGAUCCUGGCUAUAGUUGGAUUGAAGUUGAUGGCGUGGUGCACAAAUUCAGAGCAAUGGAGGGGAUGGGGGGCUAUGACUUUAUGAAUGAGGAUAGCAUAAUUAUUGGUAUUACAUCAGUUUCUUCAUCAGAUCUAGAUUCGAAUAAUGCUCGUAUGUGA
Elaeis guineensis (African oil palm) is the source of this 1746-nucleotide messenger RNA. NCBI's taxonomy places the organism in Eukaryota, Viridiplantae, Streptophyta, Magnoliopsida, Arecales, Arecaceae. The record is from RefSeq and is a predicted model, not a curated record.